This is a messenger RNA of Ornithorhynchus anatinus (platypus), 1628 nucleotides long. It is a transcript of the gene NOVA2, whose product is annotated as NOVA alternative splicing regulator 2. Gene Ontology annotation, biological process: mRNA splicing, via spliceosome; regulation of alternative mRNA splicing, via spliceosome. Lineage: Eukaryota; Metazoa; Chordata; Mammalia; Monotremata; Ornithorhynchidae. The coding region runs from base 102 to 1556 and encodes 484 amino acids. Gene Ontology annotation, molecular function: mRNA binding. Gene Ontology annotation, cellular component: cytoplasm; nucleus. The record is from RefSeq and is a predicted model, not a curated record. The transcript is spliced from 4 exons.
GCGGCGGCGGCGUGCAUCCCAACGGCCUGUUCUCCGGGUCGCACCCGCAGCCGCCGCCGCCCCCCCCGCAGCAACCGCCGGCCCCCCCGCAGGCCUCCCACAUGGAGGCCGAGCCCCCCGACUCGCGGAAGCGGCCGCUCGAGACCCCCACGGAGGCCAUCAGCACCAAGAGGAGCAACACGGGAGAGGACGGCGAGUUCUUCCUGAAGGUCCUGGUCCCCAGCUACGCCGCCGGCUCCAUCAUCGGCAAGGGCGGCCAGACCAUCGUGCAGCUGCAGAAGGAGACCGGAGCCACCAUCAAACUGUCCAAGUCCAAGGACUUUUACCCAGGGACCACCGAGCGGGUGUGCCUGGUGCAGGGCACCGCCGAGGCUCUCAACGCCGCGCACAGCUUCAUCGCCGAGAAGGUGCGGGAGAUCCCUCAGGCGGUGGCCAAGUCCGAGGCCGUUAACAUCCUGCAGCCGCAGACCACCAUGAACCCCGACCGGGCCAAGCAGGCCAAGCUGAUCGUGUCCAACAGCACGGCGGGCCUGGUGAUCGGCAAGGGCGGCGCCACGGUGAAGGCCAUCAUGGAGCAGUCGGGGGCCUGGGUGCAGCUGUCGCAGAAGCCGGAGGGCGUGAACCUGCAGGAGCGGGUGGUGACGGUCAGCGGGGAGCCGGCGCAGAUCCACAAGGCCGUGGACACCAUCGUGCAGAAGAUCCAGGAAGACCCUCAGAGCAGCAGCUGCCUGAACAUCAGCUACGCCAACAUCACGGGCCCGGUGGCCAACUCCAACCCCACGGGCUCGCCCUACGCCAACUCCACGGACGUCCUGCCCGCGGCCGCCGCCGCCGCCGCCGCCGCCGCCGCCGCCACCGCCUCGGGCCUCCUGGGCCACACGGGGCUGGCGGGCGCCGGGGCCUUCCCCGCCGCGCUGCCGGGCUUCUCGGGCAGCGACCUGCUGGCCAUCAGCACGGCGCUCAACACGCUGGCCAGCUACGGCUACAACACCAACUCGCUGGGGCUCAACUCGGCCGCCGCCUCGGGGGUGCUGGCCGCCGUGGCCGCCGGGACCAACCCGGCCGCGGCGGCGGCCGCCAACCUGCUGGCCUCCUACGCCAGCGACGCCGCCGCCGCCGCCGCCGCCGCCGCCGCCGCCGCCGGCCCGGCCGCCCCCGCCGGGGCCGUGGGCGCCUUCACCCUGGGCUCGCUGGCGGCCGCCACCGGCGCGGCCAACGGCUACUUGGGGGCCGCCUCGCCCCUCGUGGCCGGCUCCUUCCUGGGCCCGGAGAAGCUGGCCGCCGAGAGCCCCAAGGAUCUCGUGGAGAUCGCCGUGCCCGAGAAUCUGGUGGGGGCGAUCUUGGGCAAGGGGGGCAAGACGCUGGUCGAGUACCAGGAGCUGACCGGAGCCCGCAUCCAGAUCUCCAAGAAGGGCGAGUUCAUCCCGGGCACCAGGAACCGCAAAGUGACCAUCACGGGCUCGCCGGCCGCCACGCAGGCCGCCCAGUACCUCAUCAGCCAGCGCGUCACCUACGAGCAGGGGGUGAGGGCUACAAACCCCCAGAAAGUGGGCUAGGGCGUCGGGCCCCGCCCCCACUCCUCGGGGGGGAGGGGGGGGGUCCGCCCCGCUCCCCGCUCCCCUCGCCCG